Molecule: messenger RNA, 2736 nt
Organism: Oreochromis niloticus (Nile tilapia)
Lineage: Eukaryota; Metazoa; Chordata; Actinopteri; Cichliformes; Cichlidae
Gene: rom1b
Product: retinal outer segment membrane protein 1b
Exons: 5
Coding region: 660-1757 (365 amino acids)
Biological process (GO): visual perception
Cellular component (GO): plasma membrane
Source: RefSeq, a predicted model, not a curated record
UUACGGUUCCAAACUCUCGACUUUGGCCAGUUGUCUGUGUCCUCCAACCAUGGGUACCGCGGUUUAGGGGGGCGCCGCAUACGCACAGACCCGGAGGGGCGCCAUCAAAAGACAAUAUCACAUCAAGAGGAAGAAAUCCCUGAUUUCAGCUUGGAGGGGGGACUGCGGCGUUGUGACCACUUGCUUGAGGGAAACAUCUGUAAUAUUUGUGAAAAGGAUUAUCACUUUUCCACCAUAAUUUAAUAAUAACCACUUUUCUCACAUUUCUCCUCCGCACGGAUUUGGAUUAUUUAAGAAAAAAACAACUUUUUGAGACAUUUCGUCAACCCAGUGAAAGUUUUUGGAUUAUCCUCUAAGGUCGACUUUGUCCUCUACCAUCUCAGGGAUAUACCUGCUUAUCCCCUCCACUUGGAACAACUUAGAUGAGCUCAACGCACUAAUAACUAAUCAAACGACCAGGCCUGGACUGACCACUGACCAAUCCAACAACACUGAGUCCAUCGUCUUCUGAACUCCCUUGGGUUUGUCUCCAUAAAUGCAGUUGGCCACCUCUGGAUAGCCUCAGUUUUGACCAGAAUAGACUUGCUCUGCUCCAUCCAGCUCCCUCUCUCUUUCUUUUUUCUCUUUUCUCUGUGCUGGCCUGUGCAUAAUAGUGAGCCAUGCUGCUGAAAAUUACGUUCACCCAGCAGAGGCGGGUUCGUCUGGCCCAGGGCCUGUGGCUGAUGUCCUGGCUGGCAGUGAUGAGUGGGGCCUUCAUCUUUUGUCUUGGUGUUUACCUUAAGACAGAGCUGCUUCGUAGGGCCGAGGUGAUGGACAACACAGAGAUCCAUGUGGUGCCCAACAUCCUGAUGAUGGUGGGCCUGGUCUCCAUUGGCACCAACUGGGUUGCCACUCGUGUGUGUCAGGACUCCCUGGAUGCGAGCCGGUUCCCCCGUUGGAAGUUGCUCCUGAUGGCCUGGUUUACUGUAGCUGUGCUACUCUGUUGUCUCCUUCUUGCUGUGGUGGUGCUCAGCUAUGCCCUGCAGGGACGUCUGGAGGAGUCCCUGAAGGUGGGACUGAGGAAUGGGAUCCGCUUCUACAAGGACACAGACGUGCCCGGCCGCUGUUUUCAAAAGGAGACCAUUGAUCGUCUGCAGAUGGAGUUCCGCUGCUGUGGAAACAACAACUUCAAGGACUGGUUUGAGGUUCAGUGGGUCAGCAAUAGAUAUCUGGACUUCACCUCCAAGGACGUCAAGGAUCGUAUCAGGAGUAACGUGGAUGGCCGUUACCUGCUGGAUGGCGUUCCUUUCAGCUGCUGUAACCCGGCCUCCCCACGCCCCUGCCUGCAGUACCACCUGACAGAUAACAGCGCUCACUACAGCUAUGACUACCAAGCAGAGGAGCUCAACCUGUACAGCCGCGGCUGUAGGCAGGCUCUGACCGACUACUAUAUGGAGAUGAUGAAUUCAACUGGCCCUGGUGUGCUGUCAGUCAUCCUAAUACAGAUGUCAGUGCUGGUGAGCCUGAGGUACUUGCAGACGGCUGUGGAGGGAGCCACGGCUCUGGAGGACCCCGAGGGUGAAAGUGUGGGUUAUCUCCUGGAGAAGGGUGUGAAGGAGACCUUUGAGGAUGUUAAAGCGAAUGUCCUCAACAUCUUGAAGUUUGCGCAGGUUGACCCCUCGGCCGCCGAAGGAUCCCCCGGGGCUGAAGACGCAGAGAAGCCAGCUGAUAACACCACGGAGAAGGCUGCCUCCCCUACUCCCUCCCCUGCCAGCUAAAGGGAGAAAUGUUUUUAAAAACACAAGCUCAGGAGGAAGAGAUGCAAGGGGGGAGGAUGUGUCAGUGCUUUUUUUUUUUGUUUUGGUUGUGUGAGUUGGGUGGUGGCAAGUAGGGCACCAUUUGGGUUUUGACACAUUAGGCUUGAUUUAUGUACCACCAAAAGCAGCAGCUGCAGCUCCCUCGCACAUGGCCAAAACAGGGCAACACACAGGGAAUCUUAUCAAGCCCUGCACAGACACCAAAACAAACAUCUCCUCUGUGCAGGACAUCAUGCAUGUGUCACCGUCUACGAAUCUGUUCAGGAGAUGUGUAGUACAUCUUGUUGUUUCUAGAAAAGUCAGUUUAAACAGGUUUAGCUUAAACACGAAAACAUAUUUAACAAUUUUUAACAAUUUUUGGGCUCAGAUUCACAAGUUCAUCCCGUGUGCACUGUAACAUUCAUCCCACAGCUGUAGUUUGUACUAAUCUGCAAUGAAAUGCUUAGGAACCUGUUAAACUGGCAAUGCACAUGAAUUAUAUAUUAAAAGUAGAAGUUUUUAACUGCUUUGUAGUGUCGGCUUCCUUUUGUACAUGUCCUAAAACAGAGGCACGUUUGAAUAUGACAAUGGUUAUCUGAGUUCAGCAAGGAGAGUUGGAUUAAGUGUGCGUGUUUGCGUGCAUAUGUGUGUGCGGUGCCCUAUAUGAAGCUGUCAUCGUGUCUGUUCUGGCAGCUCUGAAACAAUCUGAUAAUCCUGGUGCAGUUAAUCCCAGAACUGCUGCACAAGCAGUGUCAGCACACCCUGACAGCACACAGGAACACACUCUGGCAUAAACAGCACACUGAUGCAACAUGUUGGAAACUAUUUUACAUAGACGAACAGUCUAUAAAUCCUUUUUGUGGCAAAAUAUAUUUAUAUAUACAAAUAUGGUGAUCUGUCCAAGCUGCAGGUAUAUCCAAUGUGUGCUCAACCUUCCUAAAUAAAACUGUAUCACAGACUA